AUGUCAUCGAAAAUUGAAUGGUUACCGAAUGAAAUCUUUGUGGAAUUAUUCGAAUAUUUCAAUGCUCAAACGCUUUUUAAUGCUUUUUAUAAUCUAAAUUCUCGCUUUAAUAAUCUGCUAUCUUCAUUAACCAAUGUUUCUUUCACAAUCUUAGCGAAGAGUGCGAAUCAAUUAGAUCAUUCUCACAGAUUUGUUACAGCAAUCAACAAAUUAUCAAUUGGGCCCAUGGUCAAUAGUCAUUUCGAUCGUUUUAUCAAUGUUCGUUGUCUUAGUUUGACAUAUGUGUUGAAUGAAACGUUAACUUAUUUGCAAAACAACGACAUUUUACCUUGUUUAGAACAUCUUCUUAUUGUCUAUCGAGUCAAUCAACCAUCCGCUACCGGUUUACAUAAAAAAAUUUUCUCCAACGGCUUCCCUCAUCUCAUAUCUUGUCAACUACUUGGUCUCGGACUGAUCAAAACAGCUGACAAUUGGACGCAGUCACCUUCAUUACGUAUUCUCCAUAUAAGAAUGAUCAAUCUAUUGGUUUACAAAGCAAUUCUAUCGGCUUGUCCUGACCUACACUUUCUUCGUCUCAAUAUACCGAGAGACGAUCUCUCUUGCUGUGAUAUCAAUCCGCAUCUGAACAUCAAACAAAUGAUAUUGAAAAUCCCUCUUCAGUAUUAUCUGGAAACAGAUGAAGUCAUCAGUAAUUUCCUUGCCAGUACUCCGAAUCUCGAAGAAUUUUGUAUACACAGAUUUAUUUGGGAUAUGAAUAGCAUACUUUCACUCGUGGAAUACGAUUGGCUUUCGAAGAUUAUUCAUCUUCGCCUACAACACCUCCACCGAUUCGUUUUCAAAUUACACUUCUCGACGUUUGUCAAACUCCAUAAAGCGACUAUCAAAUCUGUACUCAAUCGAAUAGAUGAACACUUCACCGAGGUUCAUGAUAAACAAUAUGAGUCUCGAUUAGUUAUUCCGUUGACAGAUUUUAAGCUUUAG
Adineta ricciae is the source of this 981-nucleotide messenger RNA. NCBI's taxonomy places the organism in Eukaryota, Metazoa, Rotifera, Eurotatoria, Adinetida, Adinetidae. The record is from the annotation of a GenBank genome assembly.